Molecule: messenger RNA, 6025 nt
Organism: Pieris napi
Lineage: Eukaryota; Metazoa; Arthropoda; Insecta; Lepidoptera; Pieridae
Gene: Plc21C
Product: 1-phosphatidylinositol 4,5-bisphosphate phosphodiesterase classes I and II
Exons: 21
Coding region: 283-3669 (1128 amino acids)
Biological process (GO): lipid metabolic process; phosphatidylinositol-mediated signaling
Molecular function (GO): calcium ion binding; phosphatidylinositol-4,5-bisphosphate phospholipase C activity
Source: RefSeq, a predicted model, not a curated record
CAUUUAAUAGUUUUCGUUGGUACAAUACGGUUGUCGUGACUCGUCCGAGAGGCGAGAUGUGGAGAUUAUUCGUUGUUUCUUACCGAUACGCGAACUCUAUGAAUAUUUGCUAAGUAUUCAAGGAUAAUUCGUUUUAUCUAUUAAACGGUUUAGUUUGUAACUUGUACGAUUGUGUUCCGUGCCUUUAGCUUAUGUAUCAUUGAUAACUAUCUCAGGUAGGUCGGAUUGGGAGGAAGAUGACUGUUUUUAUCUACGAGAGUGUUGUGAUUUCCGUAUGAGUAUAUGUUAUUCACAAUGACUACCUAUACUAGAUCAGCUGGUGUCACUUUAAAGCCAAUUGAAGUACCUAAACCUCUGCAGGAUGGAGAAAAAUUCAUCAAAUGGGAUGAGGAUUCAGGCACAGGCUUACCUGUCACUGUUCGAGUGGAUCCAAAUGGGUUCUUUCUCUAUUGGACAGACCAGAAUAUGGAAGUUGAAAUGCUGGACAUUGCAACAAUCCGAGAUGUUCGAACUGGUGGUUAUGCUAAGCUGCCUAAGGAUCCUAAGAUAAGGAACGUGGUACUGAUCGGCUCUCAAGGCUCACUCGAAGAAAAAACCGUGACAGUCUGCCACGGCGCUGAUUUCGUGAAUAUUACAUUCGUGAACUUCUGUUGCACUAGGAAGGAAAUAGCACAGUUGUGGACAGAAGAGCUGUUCAAUUUGGCGUACAAUCUGAACCAGUUCAACAAUCCAACUAUCAAGUUCUUGGAGAAACUUCACACGAAGAUCGUUUUGAAGGCAGAUAAGUCCGGGAAGAUAUUAGUUAAGAACAUCGUGAAGCUGUUCGCGCAAAAUAAAGAAGACAAGAAGAGAGUGGAGAAAGCGUUAAGCGAGUCAGGUCUACCCACGGGAAAGACAGACACCAUCUGCCAGUCUAAGUUCCAAUUUGAAGACUUCUUUGGUUUCUAUAAGAGUCUCACCCAGCGCACGGAAGUACUGAAUAUAUUUAACAAACUUACGGACGGAAAACCUCACCUAUCAGCUACGCAGCUCGUGGACUUCCUCAACGAGGUUCAACGUGACCCUCGUUUGAAUGAGAUCCUCCACCCUUACGCAGAUAUGCAGAGAGCAAAUGACCUCAUCAGGACAUAUGAACAUAAUAAAUACCAUCAGCAGCGAUCUCAGCUUACGUUUGAUGGGUUUUUGAGAUUUCUAAUGUCGGAGGAUAAUCCUAUAGUUGCGCCUAACAAAUUGGACCUCUGUGACGAUAUGGAUCAGCCCUUAGCGCAUUACUUCAUAAAUAGCUCGCACAAUACCUACUUGACUGGUCACCAGCUCACUGGGAAGUCCAGCGUUGAGAUCUAUCGACAAUGCCUAUUGGCUGGAUGCAGGUGUGUAGAGCUGGACUUCUGGAAUGGUCGAUUAGACGAGCCCGUUAUCUACCACGGCUACACAAUAGUGCCACAGAUCAACGCUCGUGAUGUGCUGGAAGCGAUCGCCGAAAGUGCCUUCAAGACCUCCGAUUAUCCAGUGAUACUGAGUUUCGAGAACCACUGCAGCCCGCGACAGCAGACGAAGAUCGCAAACUAUUGCAAAGAUAUAUUUGGAGAUAUGCUGCUGGAUAAGCCCUUGGAUUCACAUCAACUUGAGCCCGGGGGAGAGCUCCCACCGCCGUCGUUACUUAAGAAUAAAAUAAUAAUAAAGAACAAGAAAAAACAUCAUCAUCACCACAAAAAGGAAGAGAUCGUGGUGGUUGAAGAAAGCGAACAGCAUGUGCCCCAGGGAAAUGGAGAAGUGGCGCUUGGAUCGCUAGUUCGACAAGGCUCAAAGGAAAGCAGUGAGACCUCGGAGUCCGAAAGUUCUAGUGAAGAGGAAGCGGGUGGCACUGGAGAAGUGGAGGGGAUUUCAGAGGAUUCGAGAAGGGAGAGUCAUGCUGUUGCAGAAAUUUCUGCGCUUGUCAACUAUGUACAGCCUGUGCAUUUCAGCUCGUUUGAGAAUGCUGAAAAGAAAAAUCGUUACUACGAAAUGUCAUCGUUCGAUGAGAAGCAAGCAACAACGCUACUAAAGGAGCGACCAGUCGAAUUCGUUAAUUAUAAUAAGCACCAGUUAUCCAGAGUAUAUCCCGCGGGAACUAGAAUUGUUUCUUCGAAUUUUAUGCCGCAGGUGUUCUGGAACGCAGGAUGUCAAUUAGUGGCUUUAAACUACCAAACAUUAGACCUGGCGAUGCAGCUCAAUCUCGGAAUCUUUGAAUACAAUAAGCGUUGUGGUUACUUGUUAAAACCCGAAUUCAUGCGACGAAAGGAUAGACGCCUUGAUCCGUUCGCAGAAAGUACGGUAGACGGGAUAAUAGCUGGUUCAUUGUCUGUGAGCGUUGUGUCAGGCCAGUUACUGACGGAUAAGCGUUGUGGGACGUACGUAGAAGUGGAUAUGUUCGGAUUACCCGCGGACACGGUCCGUAAGAAGUUCCGUACACGAGUUGUACCUAAUAAUGGCAUUAAUCCAGUAUAUGGGGAUGAACCGUUCGUCUUCAAGAAGGUGGUGUUGCCAGAACUAGCGAUGCUGCGUAUAUCAGCCCACGAGGAAAGUGGGCGGUUGCUCGGCCACCGAGUGUUGCCGGUUCCCGAAUUAUGUCCCGGAUAUAGACACGUCGGCCUGCGAACGGAGCUAGGACAGCCCACGGGAGCCGCGUUACUUCUGCACGUACAAGUCAAGGUGAACGUGCGACCGUACUACGACUAUGUACCAGAUCGGUUGUCAGAAUUGGCUGAAGCGUUGGCGAACCCAAUCAAGUACCAAAGUGACAUGGAGAAGAGGGCUCAUCAGCUGUCAGUACUGACAGAAGACACAGACACGGAGGAAGCACCGCUUGAUGCUGUUAAGAGACCUGCGUCUGGUGUUUCUGUACCUAGACCAGAGAGCGGGACUGACGUCAGUCCAAAGAAACCUGUUGAAUCAAAGGCAAAUGAUUCCGAUACGCAACCAAACGAAAUCGAUAGAUCAACAGAAAAGGAUGAGCCACAAAACAAAUGGAAUGGCAGCAGUACAGAGGCGAAUAUUGAAGAUACACUGAAGAACUUGCUGGAGAGCAAAGUGGUCCGCGAGAAGAGAGCGGAACUUGGCCGCAAAUUGGAUGCAUUAAGAAAGAAGCAGACUAGGGGAAAACCCGGUGCCACCAAAUUCUUUACUAAGAGAAUUUCCAUUAAGAAUAUGAGCGAACAAAGUUUAACAACUGAAGAAGGUAGUACAUUGGAGGGACUGGGCGGCGGCGCGUGCGCAGGCGGCGCUGAAAUAGAACGGAGUAUGAGAUUGCAGUACCACAAUACAAUAUUUGCUACACUUGAGAAGAUGCUCAGGAACGAACAUCUUCAGCAGAUGAAGGAUCUUACUGAGAGACUUGAAUCAAAGAAGAAAGAGGUAUUAAAUCGCCUGGCGACCUCUCGGAAGGAGGACGUGAAGGCUCUCGCCAAAGCCAAUCGGGACAAAGACGAAAUACUCAGAAGGAAAAGAGAAAUACAUUCAGAGUCCGUGAAGCGGGGUGUAGCGGAGUGUUCCAAGUUGGAGAGUGAACAUGCCAGACUUCGUGAACAGCUGGUGCAUCAUCACGACAAACUGCGUACUGCUCUGCAGAGACACCGCGAACAGGAGUUACUGGAGUUGGAACGACUGUGCGGCAGCGCGCCUGAAGGCUAAGUCGGAAGUCUGACAAUUCUUUUGACGUUUUGGCGUCCUGGCUUUUGACUAUUAGCGCCCCGGAUUUACGCCUAGACGUACGGGGCCCCGGCGCUUGUGCGACCCUCAAGACUUAUGUAGCGUUCUCUGAGUGAUCUGAUUAUUCUCCAAGUAUUGGAAUCUUAGCUUUGCCGGUGGGGCUCUAUUGAUGUCUGUUCUGCUAGUCGGGUCCCAGUUGGGGCCCUAAGGCCCCAUUGUCUUGGCGUGCGAGUGUUGUUUCGUUUAGUAAUCUGUGAUAUUAAAUCCUAAGUAGGGAUGCGUCGUUCGUAUCAAGUUUAACACGCUUUAUAUUUUUUGUUCUGUUUCAUAAUGAAACGUGGUAGAUGAAUAUCGCACAAUAGAACACCAAGGUCUUAGUUUUUAAGUCAUUGAUGUGUUGUGGCUUAACUCAAUAUCCGAUACGAUCUCUAUUGUUAUUAAAAUGGUAAAUUUGGUAUUAUUAUUUCAAUGUAUGGAACGGAAGCAUUUUAAAUGAUGGGCAAUAUUUAGCCUAUUUACAUAAGUAUGAAGUGUAUGACUAUGUAAAGCCUGUUACUAACAUAAAAAAAGGUUAUCACUUGGUUAUGCACGACUUGAUCGCACAAUUUUCGGAUAUAUUUUAAUGUUAAUUAAUCAAAUCUUUUAUUUUUCAAUUAUUCUUUUAAAAUAUUUUAUAUAUUAAAAUUCUAAAAUGAAGAAUAAUUAUAGUUUCUUAUAAAAUUUAAAAUCAAACAUUCUAAUGUAUGGUAAAUUAGAAUGUUUGAUUUAACUCCGGGUUCUAUUUAAAAUUUGAUAAUUGCUACGAGACGUAGUUUCUUGUAUUGAAAAUUAAUAUAAAAACUUCUAUAGAAAAAAUAUCUCGUAGAUUUUUUUAAUAUGGAAUCGCGCGUCAUAACAAUAACAUUCCAAUAUUUGUUCUUAAUCUGGCAUUAAUAAGUAUUAGGUCUUUUUCUUGAACUUCACUGCCUUGGAGUAGAAUUUGAUUCAAAAUAUAUACAUUAUCAAGUAUAGAUGCAUAAUAAACUACUAUUUUCCUUCUCUAAAGAUAAUUUACUUUAUAUUUUCAGAAAUCUUGGUAUUAUAAAAAGGUAUAUUUGUAAUUAAUGAGUGUGAAGUGCCAUUUUCGCCUUUCUUACAACAUUAUGAACUGACUAACUGUAAAACUUAUUUUCAAUAAUGUAUUUUUCUGAGACUUCUUUAGAUACCUUUACUAUAGAAUUCACUAUUGAAACAGGGAUUAUAAUCCUAUAAAUCUUAUCUUAGAGUGUAUUAAUAUUUAGUGUACAAUAUGUAAUGAAAACAUUGUGAACAUAUUUUAAAAUAAAACACAAUUUGUAUAACCAUUAAGCAGUCUAAUAAUAAUACAAUUAGGUAUGAUUUAAUAUAUAGCUAAUAAACAGAUUGAGAAGGUCAUUGACCUAAGGUCAAAUACGAAAAGUGAAUGACCCUAAGUUUGAAUUGCGACGUAGGCAAGGGUCAGACGGUCAAUAAAUAUCGUGAUCCCUGUCUCAAUAUAUAUUGAAUCAACUGGUCGUAAUAAACUUUCAAUAGAUAUUGACUUCAAUAUUGUCAGUAGUCAGAAGAUAAUUCUUUGGAGUGGACGUGUUUCGUAAUAAUUGACGAUAAAAGUAAUGCUUGUAUUGUUAUAAUAUAGGCCAAACUUUAAUUUACCUUAAUGCUAUUAGUAAGUUCAUUAAAACAAUACACUUUCGUAAUCAGUUAUGAACUAUAAUUUUUGAAUACGCAUAAACACAAAAAUACUUUGCGUUGUAAAACAGUGAUUCAACAUCUUACUCGUGCGUAUCCAAAUCAACACGCACACACACACUCAAUAAAUAUUGACAGAUAUUGAUGGAUCAUAAAUAUAUAUGCUGAAUAUUUCUGCCGCAUUUACACAUCAAUAAAUAUUAACGAGAUCUCAAGGAUCACGAUAUAUAUAGACUGUCUGACCCUUGUCAUACAGAUUUCCAUGUCCGAAGAAUGAUUCAAAUAGGUUCUAGUGUUUUUGUUACAUAUUGUAGUCAAUUGGUCCCCUUCGUCUACUGUUGAAAUAUUACACUGACUUACCCCUAUUUUGAAACCGCUAUUUUCGUAGAGGUGUAAUUAAGCAUGUUAUAAAUUUAGAAUUAAAAGUUAAAAGUAGUUUGUGAAUUGCAUCCUGUUCUUGCCUUAAACGAUAUUGGUAAGCGUAAAGUUAACAUGUUGUCUCUUUUUAGCUAUAACGUUGCCGUAUUGUCUUGAAAAAAAAAAGAGUGCGUGUACUUAUGUACGUGCGUAAGAAGUUAUACUUCUUUGGCAUUAUGAAAAAUAGUUUUUGAUUGCAUGCAAAUAAUUAAUU